Selaginella moellendorffii is the source of this 2146-nucleotide messenger RNA. RefSeq names its product pentatricopeptide repeat-containing protein At4g21065. Lineage: Eukaryota; Viridiplantae; Streptophyta; Lycopodiopsida; Selaginellales; Selaginellaceae. Gene Ontology annotation, biological process: RNA modification. The record is from RefSeq and is a predicted model, not a curated record. The coding region runs from base 1 to 2076 and encodes 691 amino acids. The transcript has 3 exons. Gene Ontology annotation, molecular function: zinc ion binding; protein binding; RNA binding.
AUGUUCAUUACAGUUAAGCAGCAAUGCCAGAUUCUUCCCUCUCACCGAGAAAGAGGAGCAGCAGAUCGAUCGGCUCGAGCGCCUGGAUCUCCGCGACGCCGUGCAGCUCCUCGAGGAUCGAUCCGUGUCGCCCAGCGCCGAGGUGCUGGCCUGGUACCUCCGCCGCUGUGGGAGCGAGGCCGCCAUCGCCGAGGGCAAGCGCAUCCACUACCACAUCGUGCUGUGUGGAUUCAAGAGCAGCAGAUACCUUUGCAAUCUCCUGGUAGAGAUGUAUGGCAAGUGUGGCAGUCUCCAGGCGGCCAAGAGCGUCUUCCACAUCACGCCCAGGAGGAACGUUUUCUCGUGGACUAUCAUGGUAGCAGCAUUUGCCCACAAUGGGCAUUACAUGGAUGCGCUCAAUCUCCUGGAGAUCAUGGAUCUCGAGGGGAUUUCGCCCAAUUCCAUCACCUUCAUCGAGCUCCUGGGGGCCGUGGCGGCACUGUCGUGGCUGGAUCGAGGAGCUUGGCGGACGCUUGCAGCGUGUUUGAGAGCCUCACGAGCAGGAGUGUGAUCGCCUGGACCGCCCUCGUCGCUGCCUACGCUCUCAAUGGAUUCUUCCGCGACGCGCUCAAGGUGUUCUUGCUCAUGACGCUCGACGGCGUGGAGCCGACCGAGGUAACUUUCGUCACGGUGGUGGAUGUGUGUGCCGAUAUCGCCGUGUUUGGCAUUGGCAGGGAAGUUCACGGGGUGAUCGACGCCAGGAGCGAGGCCAACGUUUGCGUGGGGAACGCUCUCAUCAACAUGUAUGGGAAGUGCGCCAGUCCCGACGAAGCGAGGAAAGUUUUCGACGCGAUGCAGAGGAAGGAUAUCAUCACCUGGAACUCGAUGAUCGCGGUCUACGGACAGAACGGCUAUGGCUUCCAGGCUCUAGAGAUCUACAAACGGAUGCAAGAGAGCCGAGUUCUUCCGGAUGGCGUGACUUUCACCAGUGCCUUGGACGCCUGCUGCUGCAACUCGUCACUUCUAGCUCGAGGACAAGCGAUCCACGAUCAAGCCAUCGCCGCGGGACGUGAGAGAGAGGCAACCGUGAACUCGGCACUGAUCAACAUGUAUGGGAAGUGUGGGAGGCUGGAUCUGGCGAGGAAAGUUUUCGACGAGACUGAAUCCACCAACGCAGUCUCGUGGAACACGAUGAUCAUGGUCUACGCACAGAACAGCCAUCUCAGGGAAGCUCUGGAGCUCUUCUCGGAGAUGACCAUCCUCGGGAUCACACACGACGACAUCACUUUCAUCGGGGUGCUCUUCGCUUGCAGCCAUGCCGGGCUCGUCAAGGAUAGCUGCAAGCUCUACAGCUCCAUGAUCGGCGACUACGGCUUCAAGCCGACGUCUCUCCAGUGCGGCUGUCUCAUCGAUCUCCUGGGACGAGCCGGGUGGCUGGACGAAGCCGAGGAGUUCAUCAACUCCAUGCCAUACCAUCCGGAUCACACCAUCUGGACGAUACUCCUGGGAGCUUGCAUCACUCACGCGGACGUGGAGCGAGCAGCUCGAGCGGCGGACCGGAUCAUGGCGCUGAGGCCCACGGACUCGGGAUCCUAUGUCGCGCUCUCCAACUUGUACGCUCUCGCGGAGAGGUGGGACGACAUGGCCAGGAUGAGAAAGCUCAUGGACCAGCGUGGAGUCUUCAAGAUGGCCGGGAAGAGCUCCAUCGAGAUUGGUGGAGUGCUGCACGAGUUCAUCGCUGGGGACACCUCGCACCCGCGGAAGCGUGAGAUUUACGAGGAGCUGCGGAGGAUCGAGGGGGUGAUCCGCGAGAGAGGCUACGUCCCGGAUAUCAAGGCUGUGUUGCACAACGCGGCGAGAGAGGCCAAGGAGAAGAUGUGCUGCUUCCACAGCGAGAGGCUGGCGAUUGCGUUUGGGAUGAUCUCGAGCCCGGGUGGGACUGAGCUCCGGAUCAUGAAGAACUUGCGUGUCUGCCCCGACUGUCACUCGGCUACCAAGAUCAUCUCCAAGUUUUCGGGCAGGAAAAUCAUCGUCAGGGACGCAAAUCGCUUCCACGAGUUCCGGAAUGGUUCCUGCUCGUGUGAAGAUUAUUGGUAAGUGUCUCUUUUCUGGUAGAACACACCUCAAGAAUCAUUAAAUCUAUUCAUGAAGAACUGUCUUUGCAAUC